Thermothelomyces thermophilus ATCC 42464 is the source of this 777-nucleotide messenger RNA. RefSeq lists its product as uncharacterized. The transcript is spliced from 2 exons. NCBI's taxonomy places the organism in Eukaryota, Fungi, Ascomycota, Sordariomycetes, Sordariales, Chaetomiaceae. The record is from RefSeq and is a predicted model, not a curated record. The coding region runs from base 237 to 542 and encodes 101 amino acids.
GCUGAGGUGCAGCACCACUAAUUAGGUAAUACCAACUUGCACCACUCCUUCCACGCCCACAGAACCAACAAAGGCCCAGCAUUGUGGGAUGAGUUGCUGCCUGCCAGCCUGCAUUAUGUUAGCCCUCCGACCGCCUCGAGUUCCAGGCUGCCCUUCGCAUGUUGCCGCCAUUUCUACACAGCAACCAAAUAUUCGUCGGAGCUAGUCAUCAUUCUUCGUUCCCUCCAGCCUCCAAGAUGACUCUUACCAUCAAAUCCUCCUCCCUCAUCAAGCAUAUCACUCGUGAUGGUCGGACAAUCGCUCUCAAGUACGCAACGCAGACCGACGCGUGGAACCGUUCUUACCUCUCCUCGGACGUUGCGGAGAAGUUCGUCAAAGCCGUGGAGAACAAGGCCUAUAUUCCCCCCGACGUCACGGAGAUCAUCAUGGCGGAAACCGACCACAAGAGCCCAGCAGACGAGCGUACUCACUUCACCGCUCAGGCCAAUGACGACAAGGGCGAGCGCGUCGAGGUCAUGCACAUCCUUCCUGCCUCCGAGUGAGAAGCGAGACAACAUGGCCUAUGCAUCUGCCAACACACGGCAAUUUCCACAUUUCGCAUCCGUGUUCAGGAUGGAAGUAGUGGUAGGUUGGUUUUUUUUGGGGGGGGGGUUGGUGUGGCGGGCUCAGUACGUGCUUUUGUGGGUCUAGGUACCUAAUCAUUUCACGUGGCCCUUGAUAGGUGCCGCAUUCAAGUCAUAGCGUCCCGAUCGUUCAUUCCUUUUCAUGUCGACAUAU